AUGUCCCAGAAAGCGUUAUUUCCGGACUCUCAUGAUGAGUCAAUCAAUUUCGAGGAUGAAUAUCAGCAAGAGCUUGAUUUGGAUGACAGCUCAACGGCUGUUUCGUCAGAGCCACAUCGUUUAACGUACUCACGGCCUACCCACCACCUUACAAGUGAUGACGCAACAACUGUAGCUGAUGAUACCAACCAUUUGGCUGUCCACGACUCAACUCACAAACGCCGCCAUUCUAACGAUAGGAUGUUGUCAUUACAUUUAAGCCAGUGGAACUACAACAACAACCGAGUGGGUCUCAAUCGAGGAAUACAAAAUUCCGAGGAACUUAUUUUACUGUUGACACGAGAAAACCAUUCCCGUCCAAUUCAUGUGCCUUUGAAUUCAGACGGCUCCCACUUGCACAUCUUGGACCUUGACUUCAAGCUUAGGGGAAACAACUCGAACGGUGUUGAUCUGGACAAAAACGCAAUCUCCAAGCUGUUUUCCGUGCGUACAACGGCCGCUUUAAAGCAUCUCAAGUCUCUCAAGAAGCGUGUUGAUGACACCUCCUCCAAAGUUUUCAUUACGGGCGAUUUAAACGCCGGGAAAUCCACUUUCUGCAACGCUCUGUUGAAGCGUAGGCUCAUGCCUGUAGAUCAGUUGCCUUGCACCAACGUGUUUUGUGAAAUAUUAGAAGCCCGAGAGUAUACUGGAACCGAGGAAGUGCACGCGAUACCCCUGGCGAUAGCUCCUACCGUCAAAGAAGCUACUGAGGCAUACAAUAUACGCGAUAAAUCUACUUAUCGGGUUUUCCCCAUCAGCCAAUUAGAAGACCUUGUAUACCAAUCGGAACUUUACUCUUUACUAAAGGUCUAUAUCAAUGACGACAAGAAACCGGCCGAACUCAGUUUACUGCGUAACGGGGCGGUCGACAUAUCGUUGAUUGAUUCACCUGGUCUAAACAUGGAUUCCAUCCAGACUACUGAAGUGCUUUCGCGUCAGGAGGAAAUUGAUAUGGUGAUAUUUGUUGUGAACUCCGAAAACCAGUUAACUCUUUCAGGUCAAGAAUUUAUUCAAGUCGCAUCGAGAGAAAAGAAACUUAUGUUCUUUGUUGUUAAUAAGUUCGAUCAAAUAAGAAACAAGGAUCGCUGCAAAAAACUCAUAUUGGAUCAAAUCAAAAAAAUGUCGCCGGAGACUCAUAAACAAUCAAAUGAGUUUGUUCAUUUUGUUUCUAGCAGCUCAAAACCGUCUUUCUCUAACGGCGAUGGCCCUGGGGGAGAUGAUGGAGAUGAUGGUGAUAAUGGCUUUGACUUUGAAGACCCGGACUUCGACAAAUUGGAGACUUCAUUGCGCAAUUUUGUGUUGAAAAAGAGAUCACUAUCGAAGCUGCUCCCUGCUAAAACUUACUUGACUAAAUUACUAAAGGAUAUCUGUGUCAUCACAGAAUGGAAUUUGGAUCUGUACAAGUCAGAGAACGAUAAGCUCAAUAAUGAAUUGCACGAGAUGACUCCAGAAAUAAAAGCUGCCAAUACACAAUGCCAUAAGUUGACAGAUCAUGUGGAUAAGCUUGUGGAAUCAGUGGUAAAUGAAGUAUACGAAUUUACCAAGCAUAAAAUAAACAUCUCACUGGAACUGUCUCUUUUGGAUUUCCCUCCAUACGAAGGAUUUUCAACCAUAUACGAUUAUGUGCUGCGUUCCAGGCAGUUCAUACUAGACCAGAUCAAGGAAAGCGUGGAAACCAGUGAAUUCAAGGCCAAAAACGAAACUUCCGUUUGCGUCAAGUCUAUCAAUGAAAUAGGGAAAGCAGAGUUGGGCGAGGAGUUUAUGUCGGAUCGCAAAUUUCAAAAGGAGCUCAUGUUUACAAAAAAGAAACAUAAUUCAUUGAAAGCUCUUCGCGUGUCUUUUGAUGUUACAGACUUGCUCUCUCCUUCGUGGGAAGGGUUCUUCCGAUACUUGAGCUGGGGUCUGUUCCGUGACAAAUCGGCUCUUGAAGAGCCUGUGGAACCGGAAAUCGACCAAAGCUGGUAUGCGGUUCUGGGACUAGGCCACUAUUCAGUGACAAAAUACUGGACAAACCCAUCAUUGCUGUUUACUUCCAAGAUUCCCGCUCUUGCAGUGUACUCCUGGGGUGGUACAAGGGUUCUGACCACUGCCAUGAUUCACGGAUCUAGGUUUUUCUCGUGGCAAGCUUUUUCUCGUAUUUCGACUUCGAUCAUCCUUGUGUCCUCCGUACUCGGUGUCUCUUAUCUGAUUCACGAUUUACCACGAGCUCUGCCGCUCAAUCUCUCCUAUAAAUAUCGCUCUAAGUUGGCGGAGAUCGAUUACUCCCACCGCAACGCUAAGCGUAUAUCUGACGAAGUUCGUGACGUUCUCAAAUUUCCAUCACGGGAGGUUGUAAAAUCAUGUGAAACUCUACUGGGUAAGAAACAAACCGCUAGACGUGAUAUCGAAGCCAAACUCCACAACAACACUAUCUCGCUCAAGUUUUUCAAGAAUUUGGCAGAACGCGCUAAUGCUCAGGCCCAAGUGAUUGAAGAGAUAGAUCUUGACGUCGAUUGA
This is a messenger RNA of Lachancea dasiensis, 2535 nucleotides long. The record is from the annotation of a GenBank genome assembly. Lineage: Eukaryota; Fungi; Ascomycota; Saccharomycetes; Saccharomycetales; Saccharomycetaceae.